This is a messenger RNA of Linum trigynum, 875 nucleotides long. The record is from the annotation of a GenBank genome assembly. NCBI's taxonomy places the organism in Eukaryota, Viridiplantae, Streptophyta, Magnoliopsida, Malpighiales, Linaceae.
UUCAGAUCCUGCUGCUAGCUUCUUCUCCCUCAUUUCCCACCGCCAAUCCUUCCACCAGAUCCAUCCACCUCCCGCACUUUUUUUAUUAUUAUCUAUUAUUCAUCUCUUUUUCCAUGGCGGCGGUGGAAGAGUUCCAGGAGUCCGACGUGCUCUUCUCCGGCGACCACCACCGAGAAAUCACAGAUCAUCAUCAUCAUCAUCGUCACGACAUCCGACGGCAGCCGAGGUCCAGCAACAAUAAGCAGAAGAAAUGGAGCAGUAGUAGUUCUAAUGAUAACAGUGCUGCUGCUUCCUCGGUCCCGGUAGACAUCCCAGCUAAUGUUUUCCGGUUCGGAGAUUUGGAGGAUGAUGAGUAUGAAGAGGAGGAAGCCCAAGGAUUGGUGGUCCCUCCCCACGUCAUCCUGGCGAGGAGGGUGGCCGGGGAAAUGGCGUUCUCCGUUUGCACGGGGAACGGGCGGACGUUGAAGGGGCGAGAUUUGAGCCAAGUCAGGAAUUCGAUUCUGCGGAUGACUGGUUUUCUGGAGACGUAGUUCCAACUUUUGAUUAGAAGAAGAAAUAAAAAAAAAAGCAAGAGGAGAAGAAGCGGAAAUUAAAACUGAUUAGCGUAUGGAUUCAUGUUUGGUCACUUCGCCGGCCCAGCCCAGCCGAAUUCUGGGCUGGUGUUUUUCUUAUAGGUAAUCAUUGGCCCAAAUUUCACCAAGGGUGGGAUUGCGGUGUUGUAGUAAUUAGAAAAAUUGAAUCUACAAGAUACAUAAAGGUAAAAUAUGGGUUGGAAUUGUCUUAUUUUAAAUUUUGUGGUCUUAGAGUAAUUCUAGUAGGAUCAUUUUUGUCAUUGCACUCACUUCAUCUUUAUACAUUAAAAAUGUUAAAAUCAG